Molecule: messenger RNA, 1971 nt
Organism: Penicillium manginii
Lineage: Eukaryota; Fungi; Ascomycota; Eurotiomycetes; Eurotiales; Aspergillaceae
Product: Zn(II)2Cys6 transcription factor
Exons: 5
Coding region: 1-1971 (656 amino acids)
Biological process (GO): regulation of DNA-templated transcription; DNA-templated transcription
Molecular function (GO): DNA binding; DNA-binding transcription factor activity, RNA polymerase II-specific; zinc ion binding
Source: RefSeq, a predicted model, not a curated record
AUGAUCCCCGCUACCAAGCGGACAGUCAACUCCUGUCUGCGAUGUCGCGCGCGAAAGAUUCGCUGCGAUCGCGAAAGACCUGAGUGUCAGAACUGCGCUCGUCAUGGACAUUCCUGCCGAUAUGCCCCUACGACUCCCACUGAGACCGUUCCGAAGGGUAGUGAUGGGCCUUACCAGGAGCUUGCACGGCGACUGAGUCAUCUUGAGCUGGUCGUCGCGCGACUCGCAGGCAAUACUGCACCUGAGAGCUCUCCUCCGGAGGACUCCGCUGUUUCCAGUGCGGGCGAAGUCCACAAUGUGGACAGUGAGCCACGUCUCUUGUCAGGCUCGUACUGGAAGCAGUUGGCUGCACAGCAUCCCGAUUUCAACGCCCUUAUAGACGCAGACCAAGAUUCACAACCAACAUCGAAACGAAUACAACCCAGCCGGCCUUUGAACUUAUUUGUCGCCCCAGACCCCGAAUUUCACCCACAUGCGUAUAUGCCACCGCUACCUGAUGCCCAGCGAUUAUACAAUAUCUUUCUCGACCGGGUGGACCCAGUUGUGCGGCUGAUUCACAAGCCGACAUUCUGGGGGGAAAUGAAAGAAUACUAUCUCCAAGUGGGACAUGAUAAUGGAGCUGAGAAACGAUCGACGGCGGCUUUCGAGGCACUUCUCUUUGCUGUGUUGUUCAGCGCCCUGACCAGUCUAUCCGAGCAGGAGCACUGGGACUCAUCGCCUCCCGGCCAGGAUUCUGCACCUUCAUUAGUCAGGCAGGGAUGUUUGAAAGCCCUUCGGCUCGCCAUUGAGCAGAGUUUGGUCCGAUCAGAGUUUCUUGAAAAGCCGAGCCUUCACUCAAUCUCAGCGUGCUGUCUGUUUUUGUUUGUUACGUGUGAAGAAACAGAUGUCCCAUACCAUUAUUGCUUGACGGGUCUCCUACUACGCGUUGCACGAUCAUUUUCUCUCCACGUGGACCCAGAAGCACUGGCAGAUCGGAGGCGAGCACAAAAACCAGCACAAGCUCCGAUCAGCGCUAUUGUUGCCGAACUUCGCCGGCGAGUUUGGCACGUCAUUGUUCACCUUGACUUCAUGUCUAGCGAAGCACGUGGGGUAGACCCUGAACCUAUUGGCAUCCAAACUUGGCCCACGACCCUUGCGACUGCGUUACCGAGCAAUGUGAAUGAUGAGGAUAUCAUGCAGGAUAAGAAUACAGCCCGUUUUACGGACAUGACAAUGUCUCUCGUCCGCUACCAACUUUCCCUCGGCCUGAGACAGAUAGUGACAACCCCUGUCCCUCCAACUGGGUCUGAUGCGCUCCGGAAAUGCCUUGACGAAACAAUAGAAAUAGUUAACAGACAAUACUUGCAAUUCUGUGAUGCUAGCGAUCCUAUCCAGAGAGUGACGCUAGAGCUUGGCCGCCUUGGAGAGUAUAAACUCCGGCUCUUGGUGUAUCAUCGAUUCCUGAAAGAGCGCAAUGGAACUACUACUGGUAACAGCCAGUGGACCCCGGCUCGAAAGAAGGCUAUGGAAUAUGCGAAAGACCUCAUUUCCUCCUAUCAAAAUGUUUUAGCCGACCCUAAUAUCAGACGAUUCCACUGGCACAUUCGGCGUCAUUCCCAACUUCAUGGAAUGCUCCACAUAAUAAACGAGCUGUCAACGAUAGAAACAUUCGAUUUAUCAAGUGAUAUUAGCGUUAUCUGCAAACAGGCAUGGGAAACAAUUGCCGACGUGGAGAUGGAAUAUGGCACCCCCGGGGAAGAAAACAACGACGAGGAACGACUGUGGACUUUUCUACACAAUCUGCGAGAGAAAGUGCGGCUCCGAUUAUACACCCAGGGAUUCAUCAGCCAAGGCUUUAGUACAGGUUCAACAUGGGAAACCGAGUAUGAUUCCCCCAUGGGCGGUAUUGAUGGUACGAACCUGAUAGAGUCCCUGUUCGGCGGUCAGCUUGCUUCGUUUGGAUUCAGUGGCAAUACUGGACUGGAUAUCUAG